This is a messenger RNA of Debaryomyces fabryi, 1464 nucleotides long. Its product is annotated as protein kinase regulatory subunit. Lineage: Eukaryota; Fungi; Ascomycota; Pichiomycetes; Serinales; Debaryomycetaceae. Gene Ontology annotation, cellular component: Atg1/ULK1 kinase complex; phagophore assembly site. Gene Ontology annotation, biological process: autophagy of peroxisome; autophagy of mitochondrion; piecemeal microautophagy of the nucleus. Bases 1 to 1464 code for a protein of 487 amino acids. Gene Ontology annotation, molecular function: molecular adaptor activity; protein kinase activator activity. The transcript has a single exon. The record is from RefSeq and is a predicted model, not a curated record.
AUGUCUUCCAGUAUUGAUAGAGAUACAGUGAUAUCAUGGUCAGAACAGGCACAGAGUACUUUACAGGAGGCCAAAAAAAUGUGCACACAGGCACAAACACUGCUUCAAUCUACCACUUAUCAGCUUGUCACCCAACUUCCUGAAAAGCUCCAAUUCGUCACAUUCAUGGUAGAUGCUUUGAAGCAGCAACAAGAAUUGCUAACGUCGAUAGUGGAGUCUCAGAGCCGUUUAAGAAAGGAGUCGGUGAACCAAUUCAAUGUACAAGUGGAACGAGAUUUAACCCCAGCAUUGGCACAACUUGAUUCUAUUCUAGCACAACUUGCCAAGACCAAGGUUCCGAGUUACUUGAUUAAUAGUGUUGUGCAUGAGAAAGAGGCACAUAUAGACUCGUUAGUAGAGGAUAGGAACCUUUGUGACUUUAUUUCGUUGGACGACAUCAAGUUGCUUACCACCAAUAUUGAGAUUUAUAAGGCUAACUGCACCAAAUUGCAUGGAUUACUCGAAAAAACGAUGAAUGAGAGUGUUUUGGAGCCUUAUAAGAUAAUUGCAUCUAAAAAGUACCAUAAUGUUAUGAAGCAAUAUAAGGAGCUAAUGCCGAUGCACUUGGGAAUAAGCUUGGCUCCUGAUGUGUCUCCCUACAAAUUAAACAACUUAAUCAAUACUAUAUUGAAAGAAAAUUCGUCGUUAGAAAACGAAUUAGUGCCCAUGUUGGAGAUGAUGACAAACCAUUACGAUCAAUGUGUCCAAGGAACAUUAUUUUUCAACACAAAGAAUCCAAACGACCCACUGGUGGAUGUGAAUUUCGAGGUACUCCGAAACGACGCUCUAGAAUUACCAGAUGUCCUCAAAGAACUUAAGACAGUAUAUGAUAUCAUCCUAAACAACGAAAUGAGGACCAAAAAGAUCUUGAGUAGCGAAUUUUCUCGUAUUGACUCCUUAAUUUCUAUGGUCAAAGAUCUCCUUGACUUUUAUAUCGAGUAUAAAGCUACUAACUUGUCUACGUAUAUGAUCUUGGUACUAUCCUGUGACGAAUUAUUUGGAAAGUGCUCCAUAGACAUGAAGUCCAACCAGACACCCCUCGAAGCCUAUACCGAGACCAUAAAUUUGCUUGUGUACCACUAUACACAAUUUCUCUCUGUCUACAAAUCAGAGUAUCUUACCGAACUCUUUUAUGAACAAUACACCUAUCCACGAAGGUAUUUAUCAACACUCACAAAUUUUCUCAACCAUGAUAUUUUUCAAUUACAACAGGAAGAGUAUGAAAGGCGGAGGAACUGGCUCGCUAAGUAUGGUGACUUUAUUCCCACUGAGUUUAGACUUCCAGGUGAAGUCGAUCAACCAGCAAUUAUACAGGUUGUGACGGAGGGCCUAGAUGAUGUACAAAAAGAUUACAAUGAUGGUAGAUUUAACGAGUCUGCGGAAGAAAUCAACCUAUCAGAAUUUAUUAAGACCAUGAAGUUGUAG